AAUAGUUAAAUUUUGCUUGACGGUUGGCGAUAAAGGACGCACUGCACCAGGGUACCUAGACAGGCUAGGCAAGACUACGGCACUUGUAAACAUUCCCAGCAAGCCAUCUCAUUGCUGACGAAAAUCACAAGCUGCACGCAGUCGGUUUCAACGCAGCUGCUAAAUUUGCCAUCUUCCCUGCGCUUAUCAUUAGUCAGCGCGGAGUGAUUUUCUCCCAUUCCUUGUUUCCCUGUGACAAUGUCUUCUUCGAUCCCAGAUCUCAACGACAUCCAGGAAAAAUGUCAACUGCCGGUCCCGACAUCCACCCCAGCAGCGCCUAUCCGUGCUGACGAUGCCCAGUCCCCGUGGUGUAUCCCAUCCCGUUAUCAACUAGUGCUCUUCCUCUUCAUGGGCUUCUUCGUCAUGUUCUCCAUUCGCGUCAAUCUGAGUGUGGCCAUUGUAGCUAUGGUCAAUACGACGGUCAUCACUUCAAACGCCAGCAUUAACAUCACCGACGCAUGUCCACGCCCAAACAUCAACGACACGGGCACUGUACCGCAUGCUGGAAAAUUUGACUGGGAUGGAAAGACGCAAGGCUUGAUUCUCAGUUCCUUCUUCUACGGGGUCAUCCUAACGCAGAUCCCCGGCGGAUGGCUGUCCAAGCGGUUCGGCGCUAAACAUCCUUUCGGCUUAGCCGUUCUCCUGUCGGGGCUGUUGGCCCUGUUCCAGCCGUUGGCGGCCAGUUGGCAUUACGGGGCCCUUUUGACCCUUCGCGCACUGCAGGGCGUCGUCCAGGGAGUUAGUAUGCCGGCCGCCCACCAGCUCAUGGGCCUCUGGGCACCUCCCAACGAAAGGUCACGCAUGGUAAUGAUCACAUUCACCGGCAUUCAAAUCGGCACUGUCGUCGCCCUCAUCCUCUCCGGCGUUCUCAUUCAGAAUCUGGGUUGGGAGAGCGGAUUUUACUUUUUUGGCGGUUUGGCCUUCAUCUGGUACGCCGGUUGGCUGUACUUCGCGUACGACUCCCCCUCCGUCCAUCCCCGCAUCACUCCCACGGAGAAACAGUUCAUCCUGGACAGUAUCGGUCACGCCCAGCCGCUAAUGACCACAGCGGUACCCCAAACACCCUGGCGACAGAUUCUAACUUCCCUGCCGGUAUGGGCAAUCUGCGUCGGUAAUUUCGGGCAUAAUUGGGGCUUCUACACCCUCCUGACCAAUAUUCCAUCAUAUCUGGGCAAGGUCCUUCACUAUAACAUCCAGUCGAACGGGAUUAUCUCGGCUAUGCCGUACCUGGCCAUGGCCGUUGUCAUGCAGCUGGCCGGCUGGAUGGGAGAUGUGCUGCGACAGAAAAAGAUCAUCAGCGUGACGUGGAUUCGACGCGGGUUCCAUUUUGUGGGGCAAGUGUUGCCGGCUGGAUGCCUGGUGGGAUUGGGAUUCAUUGGGUGUGAUCAUAACGCAGCGGUGGCGUUUUUGAUACUGGCGCUGGCGACCAAUGGGAUAUCAAAUGUCGGAUUCACGGUGAACCACGUGGAUCUCUCGCCCAAAUAUGCCGGAAUUUUGAUGGGAUGGUCACAGACAUGGGGAUCCAUUCCCGGAAUCGUAGCGCCUUACCUAGUGGGAUUACUUACCGAUCCCGAAAACAUGAUUUCUCAGUGGCGAAUUGUUUUUGCUAUAGCUGCAGCCGUCUAUUUCGUUACGUGUACGUUCUACGCGUUAACAGCAUCUGGAGAACGUCAACAAUGGGAACCACAACCGAAUGCCGACAACAGCAACACAAGCAAACCAUAAAAUCCACUUGCCUGCUUGUUGAAAAAAGCAACACUUCUUUGCUCAAUAAUCUUUUGAACUAAAUAAUCUUCAUUUCGUUCAUACGAUGCGAAAGCUGGUACAAACGACUACGUUUCGCUGUUUAACGGUACAAAAUUCAUGCAUUAGCGGAAAAUUGGAAAAACAUCAAUGCGAGCGGAAGCAAAAAAUAUUUCA
Molecule: messenger RNA, 1959 nt
Organism: Paramacrobiotus metropolitanus
Lineage: Eukaryota; Metazoa; Tardigrada; Eutardigrada; Parachela; Macrobiotidae
Product: sialin-like
Exons: 7
Coding region: 238-1764 (508 amino acids)
Biological process (GO): transmembrane transport; monoatomic anion transport
Molecular function (GO): transmembrane transporter activity
Source: RefSeq, a predicted model, not a curated record